AUGGAGAAACAAAAACUCCUCAGCGAGCAACAAGACCCGGAAGACACAGUACCAAAUCUGAACGCCUACCAUGACGAAACCGACUCCGUUGACUACACUCCCGAUGUGAUAUCGAAGCGCAAGGCGAGGCGCAGCCGCAUCUGGUCGGUCGUGAGAAAGGCGGCGUUCAUCCCGGCGGCCGUCGCGAUCUUCUACCUCGGACGCGCAACCCACGACAUGACGCCGUCCAGACCUCCCGAGCCUGUGUCUUUGGGCAAAUGCUCGCCCGACUGGAAAGAGUCGAAGGCUCGCGGAUGCGUGUACGACUUUAUGCUUUCGACGUGGAUGCACCCAAAGUGCUUCAACGAGGAGAUGCAUGAGCGGUAUCUCGGGUACAUGAAGUGGAGGAACACGACGUUCUGGUACGAGAGGGAGCGAAUCAAUGAGGUGCCGUUUGAUGUCGCGGCGAAGGGGGAGCAUGGGGAGAUUUUCACGGACGGCACCGUCCAUCACAUGCACUGCAGUUACGUGUGGGACAGGAUCACGUAUGCUUCUCACUUCAAACCGAGAGUAUUGGAUUCUCUUUGCAGAGACCCGAAGCAUGUGGAGCAUUGUAUUCUGUACAAUGGGAUUCCGCAGUCUUGGGAGAUCGACUUGCCCAAUAUCACGAGGGUUUACAACGAGCCUCAUGAGGUUGACUGCUUGAUUGGGUAA
Molecule: messenger RNA, 693 nt
Organism: Colletotrichum karsti
Lineage: Eukaryota; Fungi; Ascomycota; Sordariomycetes; Glomerellales; Glomerellaceae
Exons: 1
Coding region: 1-693 (230 amino acids)
Source: RefSeq, a predicted model, not a curated record